UGUUGUUUGUUGUAUGUGCUUUAGUGUGAUUUGGGUGAUUUGACAUUUUUAAUUCGUAUUUUGUGGGUUUUAAAUAGGAAAUAUAACAAUAAACGUGUUUAUUAUGAUUUAAAAAUAGUGCCACAUUUAAUAUAUAUGUUAUCAUGGCGAUUCCACCGUUUCCCUCUCAGGAUUUGGCCAAGCUCGUACUGGGGUAUCUCAUAGAGGAACAAUUAAUGACAGCGUAUGAUGAAUUCCUGCAUCAGAGUCCAUUCUUAGAUGCUGAAAAGAAUGAGUUUGACAGGAUCGCAAUGCAGCCCCUGAGACAUCUUCUCGGAGAAUAUAGGGCGGUCAAAAUAUAUGUUGAGAGCUGUAAACCAAUAGCCCUGAGAAGGAGACUAUUUCAAUGUCCAAAUUUACUAGAGGUUGUUAAACUUCUAGUGCAGUAUGUGGAUGUCAAGAGAGUUCAAGAAGAUUUGUGCAGAGAUCAAGUCAGUGCUGACUCACAAGAACCAACCUCCAGAACGGGAUGUGAAGCAUGUUUGUCCCUCAAAUUGGAGAGUUGUGUAUGUAAUAACAGAAGAAGAAAAGUGUCAAGUACAUCCAUCAAUAAUUCAGAGUCUGUCGAAGCUGGAAGAACUAUUGCCACAAAUACAUUAUCUGACUUGUCUGGUAACCAGAAUCUUGAUAAUAGGCAUGUUGAAGUUACUGCAAGUCAUACAAACCAAUCAAAUACUAUUAGUCAACAAGAGCUUCUACCGGGUGGUUAUCCUGGUGCAGGCGCCCCAAAUGUCGACCAAAACAGUAUUAUGCCUAAUCUUAAUCUUCAGCCAAACCCUAGCAUUACAAUUACACAACCACCAAAUGUCACUGGUAACGCAACAGCAAUGGAGUGUUCACAGAAUAUAGCAGAAUUCAACACCGUACUGAAUCAAGUGUACAAUAAAACCAAUGUCAUGGGAGGUCUAAGAGAUAACAAUAGUAUGAUGAGUACUGACACAACUAAUAAUAAUAGGAUACCUAACUGCCAACCUGAAAGUUUUCAAGAUUUUAGUACAGGAGUCAGGGGUCCAGGUGCAUCUUCUACACAUAUUAACGUUCCAGAUUCUAGUACUACAGAAAAUUUAACUGUGCCAUUAUCACAUCCUGACACAGAGCAAACAAUAUCAAAUAAAAGAAUUGUAAAGAAAUUUCAGAAAAGAAGUUGUGCCUUUAGAGUCGGAAAUGUGAAACAUGACGUUACAGAAAUAACCAGUGAAGUAAUAGAUGUUGAUGAUGAUACAUCACCAAACCCAAAGCUAGGGGAGCAAAAAGUGACCAUUCUAUCAAAUGUCAAAGUUGGCAAUGAUGAGGGACUGAUAAAAAUGUCGAAAAACGCAACUUCAACACCUUUGCUACAAUUUCAAACAAUUUGUUUAAAUGGCACACCCAUAUUUAAACCUAAAUCAGUGGAACAAAGGAUGAUAUAUACCAAAGAUGAAAUUAUGGCUAUGCCAACACUUAUUUUAGUCCCAGCAUCAGGUCCGUCAAACACGGCACCGACUGUUUGCCAACCACAAACCAUAUCAGCUCAGAGUUCCAAUAUUACGACAUCGACUACUUCCGCUCCGCCUACGCUUACGCCGUUAACGGUCGAUGUUUCAAAUAGUACCUCAGCCACGUGUAAUGUAUCGAAUGCUCACAAACCGGAAAAAACAACCGCGCAAGAUACUACUAGUCAAUCCGGCUUAGUGAAAACUGUAGAAUCAUUAAGAAACGCCUCAGUACCUAAAGAUAAUACAGUUCCAGGCUCUAGUUCAACGAGUACGCCACAAGGACUACCGCCUAUGAGGAAAUCCUCAUCUACGCCGCGUCGAACCAUAUCACAUGUUAGAGUUUUAGAUUUCACGACUCCAAGAAGAAUUCUAAAUGAAGCGAUUAGUGAAAAUCCUAAUGAGGAAGCCGAGUCUGAUAAGCCUGUUGAAAUUAUGAUAAGUAAAAGUCCUAAUGUAUCUUUUCCUCGUAACUCAAUAAUUUUAGAUAAUAUUGGCCAAUCAGACACUACUGUUGAUGCAGAUAAAAUUAAUGAAUCAGAGUCAAAUGGAAGUGUCAAGAAAAAAAUAGUGGAAAGCAAGAAAAGAGAUUGGGAUGCUGAUCUCCGGGCUCUUGUGGCAGGUAGUCAACAGCCCUUGAAACAACGCAUACCAUUAACAUCCCCGAAAUCUAAACCUAAAAAGAAAACUAUCAAGAAAACUACAGUUGAGAAAGAAAAUAUUAAAAAUAAGACGAUAAUAAAUACCGCAGAAAAAACGCGAAAAAAAUCAAGCGUAAAGAACAGUGAUUCCGUCAAUAAUAAACUUUCAAAGAAAAAAGACAAACCGGAGUCAGUAGCGAGGCCUGAAGAGAAUGUCCCAAGUCCAACAGUGUCUCCUAUAGGUAUAAUGCAAUAUGCUCAAGAAAAACCUGCAUUUGAACCGGAAAAAGUAAAAGAUAAAUCAAAUGACGAGGAACACAUUGUCACUCCUGAAGUAGAAAGAUUGUCUUUGAGAAAUGAGAUUGGAGGUAAACUCAACAUUUCAGAUAUAUUGGAAACACCCUACAAACAGGCAUUAUAUGAAAUUCAAAUGGAGACUCCCAGGUUUUUGGGACCGGAUAUACCAGACGAUCCUAUGUCAGAUAUAAAAAUAACGGAUAUACCGACGCCUAGAUUUUUGACGUCAAAUACGCCUUUUACUCCGAAACCUAAGCAAGCCACUCCUUCCUCUUAUUCUUCUCGCCCGACAGACUACUCAAGUGGUGGCUCAUAUUAUAAACCGGACGACCAAGAUUAUUUACGCAUCGUGGAUGAUACGAUAUGUCCUGUAACAUCUACCCAUUCAAAAGAUAAUUCUAAGGAAACAGUCACUGAAAGCACAGCCGAAUCUGAUCUUAAAGACAAUAAGCCAAAACGAAGUAAUAGGUCUCGACCAGUAAGGCAGUGUACCAAAAAUGUUUCAUAUUAUAAUAGUCCAAUGACUACCAAAAGUAUGAAUUCAAACAAAAAGGACGAUGUCUUAUCGUGCAGUGACUCAGCUAGUGCUAAUAGUUCGUUUGAAAAUGCCGUAAAAGAAGAUGUACAUGCACCAAGAAGUGAGAGAAAGCAUGCAACUAAAUCAGAAAAUAGGAGCAAACUCAGCUUAUCUAAAAAACGCUCACCACUCAAAAAAGUUACGCAGAAAUCUUUUAUGAAAAUAAAACCACGGCAUACGCCCACAAAAGAUUCUUCAAGGAAAAGUAAUAGAAAAUCCUCGGAAUCAUCACAAGUUACGUUAAAAGGAAAACCCAGAAUGAGAACGUCUUGUAAAGUGCCUGGUACUUCACCUCAUGCCGCUGCUGCGCCCACCAAACGCCGCCGAAAAUCGGCAACGCCCCGGAAACUGCAUCGCACUGAAUUCAAAUCUUCAGACCAUGACUCACCAGAAGCAGUAAGCACGGAAAAACCAAAAAGUGAAAUUCAAAAUUCUAGUGUAUCUUGUGUCCAAGAUUCUGAUACUGAACAACUUCCUCUUCGAUGGUCCGACGACGGCUCUCAAGAAAGCAGAGCCCAGGGUGAAACUGAAUCGAAUCGCAAGAAUGAAGAUGAAAUAUCUAAGAUAAAGGAGUACAUAGACAAAACAAUGAACUCAAGUCAUAAAGAUAAUGAAAUGUCGCAAAUAAAAGAGUACAUAGAAAAUACGAUGGUCUCAAGCUACAAAGAAAAUGAAGGUAGUUUACAAAACGAUUUAAUAAAACGUGGUUUUGAUAUAGAGACAGCCAAAAAAAUAGAACGGGAUUUGUUAAGUACACCAGUACCAGAGAAUAGAACUAAUUUGCCAUUAACUGUUGAUGAAGAAAGAAGUAAAAGAAUAUUAGAGAGGCCCGCAGAGAGCGAGAGUACUUUACCGAAAAAUGUUAUUUCUGAGGAAGAGUAUUUAGAAGAAGAUUUUAGUGUCUAUGAUUGUAAAGAAGGUAGUGCAAAUUAUUUAAUAGUUCAACACGAUGGGAUAGCACGUCCCGCAAUACCACCUGAAGAAGACCCGAAAUUAAAAGAUAAAUUUUCUUUGGAAAUAUGCAUUGAUGAUGGUGAUGUUGUCAGAUUGAGAGCUUCGUCGUACAAUAUUCUAAUGGAUGAAGAUUUUCAAGAUCUCGGUGAGACUAUUAAAGAGACAGAGAUGGCUGUAAGUUCUAUUUCUAACAUUGAUAGGUUGUACACACCGAUGAAAGACCAUAUCAGAGCUCAGUGCUAUUCAAUUUUCGAUUCAACCCUCACUAGUAUAGAUACUCCACUAAAAGCUGAUAGUCCAUCACGGAUACAAAACACAAUUUCUGUAACGAUAGAAGAUGACCCGGAAGAAAUACCUGAACUAAGAGAAAAAACGGAAAAUAGGAAAAGAAAAAGAUUACGUUGCAGUUCUGCUUCAGAUGAAUCUGUGACUGAUAACAAGAGAGUGAAACCUGACACUCAUAUGAUUUUAACAAAAGAUUUAAAAAAUAUGGACAUAGAAGUUUUACUAGCCAAAUUACAUGGAUCUACGAAAAACUGAACGAGAUUUAUUAAAUCGAGAAUAUUAUUUCUUUUGACAUUAUUUACAUUCAUAUUGACUGUGUUGAGUAUAUUGGAGUAUACUUAGUUAGGCGCAGAAGUAUUUGAGCAAAGUAACGAGCUAUUUACAUAAUUCUUAUUUGACAAUAGAGUCUGAUGUAGAUACUUUCGAUGUCUUUGCUUUACUAAUUCUGUUGCUGAUUUUACAGUAAGUGCCCUAACGUAUCCACAUUGCCAUACUAUCCGUAUAGAAAAGUGGAUAGUUAUGUUAGGGCACCGAAUGUACUUUGGCUUUCGUUAUUGAAUUAUUGAUUAAAAAAUAAUGAAGAUUUGAUUAAAAUCUACAUUUUUAAAUUGUUCAUAUAGUUAAAAUAAAAUUAUGUAUUAUACGAUUUAGCCCUUGACCGCCUGAGAUGUACAGACUGGCGAUUAAUAGGUUAUACGACUUAAAAGACUGUGUACAGUGUGUAUGUGUAGUGUAAGUAAUGUAAGUGUUGAUUGAGAGAAAUAUAUUUAUAUGUGUCAGACACAUAACACAACUUAGAAUUUUGUAAGCAUUGUAAUUAUCUCAAUAUAUGGUCUAAUUUGUUAUGUGUUCUUUGUAUUUAUCUGCGCUGGUCACAGUUAAUACGCUAAUAAAUAUUUUUUUGUA
Cydia strobilella is the source of this 5171-nucleotide messenger RNA. RefSeq names its product microtubule-associated protein futsch-like. The transcript is spliced from 9 exons. Lineage: Eukaryota; Metazoa; Arthropoda; Insecta; Lepidoptera; Tortricidae. Bases 144 to 4520 code for a protein of 1458 amino acids. The record is from RefSeq and is a predicted model, not a curated record. Gene Ontology annotation, molecular function: protein binding.